This is a messenger RNA of Lytechinus variegatus (green sea urchin), 1769 nucleotides long. Its product is annotated as glycine-rich cell wall structural protein 1.0-like. The coding region runs from base 364 to 849 and encodes 161 amino acids. The record is from RefSeq and is a predicted model, not a curated record. Lineage: Eukaryota; Metazoa; Echinodermata; Echinoidea; Temnopleuroida; Toxopneustidae. The transcript has 2 exons.
UCUAGUAAGAGGGGGUAGUCCUUAAUGAAUGAGGAGUACAAACGUAGAAGGCACCAGGCUGGCAUGUUGCCCCCCUUAAUUCUGAAGUCCGCCCCUCUGUUACUGCACGCAACGUCACCCUGUCUCUACAUAUAGGACGAGUCUCGCGGCUAAUUGUCACCAAUCGCCGCUUUGUCUUCGGGAUAAUAACUUGCCACCAUUUUCGGAUACUCAUCUACUUUUUACUAAAGGAAUCCUUCUCUUGUGAUCAUUUGUGCUCUUUACUUUAGCCCGAGGAACAUCAUAUUUUAUUGAGCUUGUUUACCCCCAAGCCAUCCUUAAUUCUCACAACUUCUCAAGUAUAGUACUACACACACUAUUACCAUGAAGACCAUCAUCGCUUUAUUUGCUUUUGUUGCUGUAGCAGCAGCCGUACCAGGUACAGGUACAGGAGGAUUUCAAGGUACUGAUGGAACACAAUUCAACUUUGGUAAUGGUGGUGGUGGUGAGAUAGGAGCCAACGACGCAUAUGGAGGAGGAGGAGCCAUGGGUACAUCAGACUACGGAACAUCUGGCAGCGCAGAUGCGAUGGGAGGAACCAGCUACGGUGGUUCUGACACCAGCAGUGACACUGGCAGUGAUGACGACAGCAUUGACGAUGACGGCAGCAGCGAUGACUCGUCAGAAGACAACAGCGGCGGUGCCGGCGGAAACGGACUCUCAAAUCUCGGCUCUAUGACUGCACAGCAGAAGAGUGGUAUGGCCUUUGGCAUCAUCUUUGCCGUAGGAGCCGUUGUAGCAGCAGCAGGUGUCGGAUACUUUGUCUACAGGAAACGCCAAAAUGGUGCCCAAAUGCUUUCAAACGCAUAAGAACUAAUCCGCUAUAUAGAUUUAUCAAAAACUCUUGACGUCUCUUUUUACAUUUUACAACCACUGCCAGCCUGAGCUGUAAGUACAGCUUCAAUGCCCGAUCAAAGACGACAGUCAUAACACCAUUUUAAAAGACACCCAUGUUCGUCAAAGUUGGUAUUAGCUUGGCAACGGUGUCUAGCCAAGAGCUAUGACCUGACAUCAUCAACAUGAAUCUUACUAUGCCACCAACAUCACGGUGCAUUGGGUCGAUUUAGCGAUAGACAGUUAUUAACUAAAUUUCAAGGGACAUGAUAUGACAUAUUCCUCGAUCAGGAUGGUCGUAUUAUCCCUUCUCUUUUCUGAUGAGCUUGAAGAUACCUAUCGCUCAGGGACUUGAAUAGAAACUGUUUAUCAACUAAGCCCUGUUUGCCUUAUAACACCAUGACAUCCAAUCCCCCCCCCCCCUCGGAAGAAGGUCCUGUCUUAUGAUUUAAAAAUAACUAAAUACCUUCUCGUGGAAAGCAAAAACAUUUUUUCUUUGUUCUACUAACCCUUUUUUUAACUUCGGUUUUUGCCUUAAGAACUAAGUUUGCACUAAAACAAUAAGAAUGACUUGCGGUUUAUUUGAUUACUUUGAUUUGUUACGUUAUGUUUCUGUUUGAUAAAAUAAAAAUCACCUUUAUUCGUUGUCCAACAUUUUUUUAACGGCUUUAUGGUUUUGUUUGCCUUCCACCUUCUAAGUUGUGAAGAUUCAAUUAAAGUAUUUAUCAUGCUGAGUAUUUGUCUUUUUUAGUAAAAUAAUUACUCACAUAAAUUAUUAUAUACAUACUUCAUUAUAUUCCUCAUUAAAAGAUUUUGUCUUCGUGCGCUGAAAUGCGUUUAAUACAAAAUCGUUUUAUAGAGCUGCAUUGUAUUGUAUGGUUUUAAUAAAGUUAUAU